This is a messenger RNA of Frieseomelitta varia, 1839 nucleotides long. It is a transcript of the gene Nf-YC, whose product is annotated as nuclear transcription factor Y subunit gamma-like. Gene Ontology annotation, molecular function: protein heterodimerization activity; DNA binding; DNA-binding transcription activator activity, RNA polymerase II-specific. Lineage: Eukaryota; Metazoa; Arthropoda; Insecta; Hymenoptera; Apidae. The transcript is spliced from 5 exons. Gene Ontology annotation, cellular component: nucleus; CCAAT-binding factor complex. The record is from RefSeq and is a predicted model, not a curated record. Bases 161 to 1132 code for a protein of 323 amino acids. Gene Ontology annotation, biological process: regulation of DNA-templated transcription.
GGCAGUAUAUGCUCUGGUGCAAAUAACAAUUUUGUUGUGAAUUUUGUCGAAAUUCAACAAACUGUAACAUUUGUAGUUUAUGUAAUGUUAUAUUUAAAUAAGAUGAUACUCAUAAUUUAAAAUAUUUUAUUCUAUAUUACUUUGACAGUAUUUAUAAAAAAUGUCUGUAUUCUUCGUAAAUGCAAAUCAGGAUAGUGAAAUUGAAGGCGAUUCGAAUGGAGAUUUACAAAUUGCCUCACCUGGUAAUUCCGAGGCUCAACAAGCUUUGGCUCAGUUUUGGCCAAAGGUCACAGAAGAAAUAAAAAAAAUUACUACUAUGGAUUUAAAAACACAAUCAUUGCCACUUGCUAGGAUAAAAAAAAUAAUGAAAUUGGAUGGUGAUGUAAAAAUGAUAAGCGCAGAAGCUCCUAUGCUAUUUUCUAAAGCAGCAGAAAUCUUUAUACAUGAAUUGACAUUAAGAGCAUGGGUGCACACAGAAGAUAAUAAAAGACGUACUCUUCAAAGAAAUGAUAUAGCAAUGGCAAUAACUAAGUAUGAUCAAUUUGAUUUUCUAAUUGACAUAGUACCUAGAGACGAAUUGAAACAGAGUAAAGCACAGACUGAAAGCACUGUACGUACUUCUAUGAAUUCAGAUCAGGUACAUUAUUACUUUCAAUUAGCACAACAACAAGCCUCUGCCAAUCAAAAUGUACAAAAUAGUAAUGCUACUACACAACCGAUACAAAUUGUACAACCUUCUACUGGGCAAAUACAAACAAUCAACAUUGGUAGUCCUGUGGAACAGGAAAGUACUACAGCAAGUACAGCACAGACUGUAACAGUGCAAAGUCCACAACAAUCAUCAGGUCAACAAAUUAUACAAUUACAGCAGGCUCAACAAUCACCUACAACACAAACUGGAGGAAUACAAAUUGUACAACAAAUUGUAACACCUAGUGGAGAAAUUCAACAAAUACCAAUACAAUUAACGCCUCAACAACUUCAGAUGAUUCGUAUGCAAGUACAAGGUGGAAGUAAUCAACCGAUUAUAAUUCAAACAGCUCCUAUACAAGCUCAACCUCAGUUGAUACAGGUUGCACAAGGUGCUCAAGCACCCGUUUUUUUACAAACUAGCGGAACUGACAAUGAGUAAAUAUUAAUUAAUUUUAAAGAAUAUUUAAUAUUUAAUACCGUACGAUUCUAAAACUGAGUGAAGUACAGUACAGUAAAGAUAAGCAGUUGUAUGGUAAGGAAUAAAAAUUUUGUAAAUUAUUCCUAAAACGAAAGUGUUUUAUAACUUUUAUCCUCAUUACAUUACAAUGUUGCAAAAACAAAAUUAAAUAUUAACAAAUUUAUAAAACCUACUUUUUUGGUCCAUUGGCUUUGAAAUUAUACAAUUAUAUCACAAAUGGUUAAGCUUGGUAAAAAUUAAAUUUCUCAAUAAAUGUGAAAUCUUGUGAUCAUUUAAAUACUUAGAAAGGCCUGUUUUCAAGGACGAAUGUACAUAUAUCGCGCAGCGGUUAUAAGAUGCCGAUCGAAGGGUUGUCACUGAAGCGAAAUGAAGUGAAUUGAAGCGAGGUAAAGUGAAGAAUAAAGAUAAGCAGUCAACGUAAGAUGUAAUCUGAUUCGUACGUCGCGUUCCUUAGUCGCUGGCUGCUUCGCAUGGCUGAGCUUAGGACUGGCUGGUGCAACUUGUAUUAUGUUUCACGUUGCUGUGGUUCUUGUCUGGCAAGUCUUGAGCUCGAAGCCUUCAACAGUUUCAAAACGUCAUGUAAUAAUAAAUAUAUUAAAAUUUAUUUAUUUAUUGCAUAUUGUAUUGAAUAAUUUUUGAUUACUCGAUCAACUAAUACAGGAAUCUAG